AUGGAAAUAAUUAAAGAAGGAUGACUGGAGACUCGAUCUAAAUAUUUUCGGCGCUGGGAAUGGAAGUGGGCAACCUUAAAUUCCGCUUAUCUUUCAUUCUUUAGAGACUACACACCAAGCUCCAAGCUUCUAAUGCAAAUUCCGAUCAAUGAAAUAGUUACUGUCUGCCCAGCUGACAAAAAAGACGGAAAAUAUUUCACUUUGGUCGUUCUUACACAAAAAACAAAGCUUACUCUAUCUUUUGGGAACCUAAAUGAAGUAAUUUCAUGGCAAAAUUCCAUAAAAUCCUUUAUAAAUCUGCAAAACAUCCCAUUGAACAAUCAAAAUCUAGAGCAGAAAAUUAUGACUGAUAUGAAAUUGAUUAGUGCUGCAAAUAAAUUAAAACAUGCACUAAUUGAUAGAGAAGAAGAAUUACAAGAAAUUUUAGACACAGAAAACGCUGAAAGAUUUGAGGAACUGCAAAAUAAUGUUAAGGAAAUUAUUACCAUAAUUGAAAAAGAGCAGGAAUUAUAUAUGGCUUUUAAAGAAGCUGUUAAUUCUGAGACAAACCCUCUGCUUAGACUUAAAAAAGCUUUUGAAUUGAAGCGGCCGAGUUUGAAACUUCAAGAAAUUGACGCUUCAUUGAAAUCAAGGGUCGAAGUGGCAAUUCCUGAUAAAAUUGUGUCAAAAUUGAUAGAAAAUAAUAUUGAGACUUCUCUGUUAUUCAAAAAUGAACACAAAAUAUCUAGAUCACGAAUGCCAUGGGGAACUAAAUGAAAAUACAACGGCAAACGAGUUGACGCAAUCAGUCUGAGGGUCUCUAAGCCAAUUUUGUUAAGAGCUGUAGGGAUUUGCAGCCCAUAUAAAGAAAAAGGCUGCAAUUGUGUAAAGAGUUUCUGCAUUUACGAUGGGCCUGGGACAAAUUGCCCUUUGAUAUACACACACCCUCAAUCAGUUUAUAUGGAAUACACAGGGAAUUCAACGUUUAAAAUCCCAUUGAAAAGCCCUGUGAUUUUGCAGGCUAACACAAUUUACACAUUAUUUUUCCAAAUUCAAGGUUCUCCUACUUUUCGCUGCAAAAAUUGCAUUCUGAGUGAGCAAGGAGAAGGCGAUGUCGCAAUCGAGUUCUUCAAUUCUCAGAUAACAGCUUAUAAAAGCAACAAAACUGACACUGUGACAGGGACAAUCGCAGAUUUAUAUUACCAAUUAAUAUAA
Molecule: messenger RNA, 1194 nt
Organism: Blepharisma stoltei
Lineage: Eukaryota; Ciliophora; Heterotrichea; Heterotrichida; Blepharismidae
Source: the annotation of a GenBank genome assembly